UCAACGAUCCAUAACUCAUCUACGUGUCUACUUCCAAAACGUUUAAUCAGAUCAAGUCCUAACCUAAAUGGAAUAAAUUAUUGAUUUCAAGGUCACAAUAACAGUGUGUGGUUUGAAAAAAAACUGAUCAAUCAAAAACGUUGAAAUGAAGCGAUUUGUAUGACUCACUAAUUUUAUAUGAGCUAAUAGUUAAAAGAAGUUUAAUUAUGUUUACUUGGUCAUUAGACAUGGGCGUAAAUGAUUAUGAACAUAUUUUAAAGGGUAGAGUCAUAUUUGUUUUGUUACAUGACUUCUAAAUACAGUUGCGAGAAGAUUUAUUUCAUAAAUAAACAUACCAUGCAAAUUUAUGGUGUAAUAUAAUUGCGUACAAAUAUGCAUUAUUUCUAUUGUAGAUUGGCUGAGAAAAUAUUUUUAUACAGAAAUCAAUAAAUUACGUGAAUAAGUUUCAGUCUGUUCACUUGGACUGAACGCACACAAACUGGUUAUUGUUUUAGUUGACCGAUUAAAUAAUAAAAUAUGGAUUGACCAAAUACCUUAAUGAAUGGCUUUGUCUAAAAAGUCUCGCGAAUUCUUGAAACCAAUAACUAAAGGUAAGUCUCAUUUAUACCUCAAUAUAUUUUAAAGAGCAUUCUGUAUUCCUUUAUGGUUCAAUGAUAAGGGUGAAUAUUUCGUAUAGUUUAUGUGGUGUUAGGCGAUAAUGGUAAUAUGCAAAAAUAAACGUAGGUGUUAAGAGUAUCUUUAUUCAAGGUUUCAACGUUUAUUUAUGGUUUACAUGAUGAGUUUUAGCAUAAGCGAUAUUCAGUGACCUGUAUUAUUUAAACAUAUAUCAUGUGUAACAAGUUUCUCUGUCAAAGAUAUCUUAUUACUAACUCUUUUGAAUCACAGGCUCGAAAUCACACCACAUGACGAAGGAAUCUUAUAAAAGCAGACGACGAUUAGAUUAUCACGUAGUAUUGUUUCCUGUAAUAAACGAAGUAAAGAUGAUCAGUUACUGCCGAAUAAUUGAAAGUUAAACACUGCAUCUAGCAAUGGGAAAAUAUUAUUCAAAAACAGUUGGUUUUCUUUUCCUUCUCUAAAAAUGUUUAUUUAUGUUUGAAACCGAUCCAUAUUUCGGUUCUGUAAAUGAUUUCCUGGAGAACAUACCCUUCAGCUGUACACUAAAAUGAAAUUCAGAUCAUUUGUGAAUCAGAUUUGUACUUCCGCUAUUUCUUCACAAAUCCAGCACUGGUUUUGUAUCAGUAUAUACUAACAGUCCAUACUAGAUAGACUUUCAUGUUUAUUUGUCUUGAUCAAAUGAAUACAGAACGAUAUAUAAGCUGAAAAUAAAGCCUUAUGAUCGUCAAAAAUAGUAUAUAUAUGACAAAUAAAUCUGAGUGGAAUCUUUAAUGUUAAUGUGAAUUCGAACUCCUGAUAUUUUAUAUUGACAGCUCAGUAUAAAUUGAUCACACAUAAAUCGUCACACUAACUUAUCAGAACCUUUGAACAUUAUAUAUCUAUGGUGAUAAAAAUCUCUUUGUUUGUAUAGUUGCAUCGUUGAGAUAUCUAAGAUAUCUAAAAAACAACCUUCCUGAAAAAACACUAACCGGAAUAAACUGUCUAAACCAUUUAAACUCUGUUCUCCAAGUCGACGAAGAAAUUAUGAAGCCUCAUGACGAAAGAUGAGAUUCUUUGAGAAGCACUAGAUCGAUUUCCCUUCCAACAAUUAGAGCAACAAUAUUUAUGGGUACGUAGAACGUCCAGAUAAUGUGAGGAACCGGGAGGACCAAUCAAAUAGCAACGAAAAUGAGGAGAUACAACUUGACAGUACUCGGAAUCAGCGGAACCUAUUUGACUCAAGCCGGACAGAAAAGGAUUUAUUUAGGUGAGAUGCUGGUGUAUUCUGACCAAGAAAAAUAUAAUAAUCCACACACUCAGAUAGUUGCUGUGAUGCUGUUCAAACUAAGUAGGAAAUGCACCUAUAGGAUGAGAAUCUCAUGGAACCAGGAUCAUCAAAGCAUCAUUGAAAACAAAGUAGGAGGGAAUCACAAUGAUUGCUAUUCACCCACCAAUGAAAGUGAUGACGACAAUAAAGAACAGCUCUGCGAGAGGCUGCAAAUUAAUCAUAUCAAAGUGGUCAAGAAAGAACAUGAUCAUCCUAAUGGGAGACCUAAACGCCAAAGUCGGAAUCGAAAACAGUGGUUAUGAAGAUAUCAUAGGACGACAUGGACUAGGAGAAAGGGACGAGAAUGGCGAGAGAUUUGCAGAUCUAAAUGCAAUCAACAAAUGGGUUAUAGGUGGCACAAUAUUCCACACAAUAGCAUACAUAAAGUCAUGUGGAUCUCACCGGACCACACCAUAAAGAAUCAGAUAGUUCUACUGUACAGAUCUGAAACUUGGAGAACUACUACAACCAUUAUCAAAAAGGUACAAUUAUUUAUAAAUGUUAUAUCUAUAGCUUUGGUUCUUACUGUGCCGCGUACUACUAGACUACUUGAACGAUAGAACCCGCAACGCCGCAAGAGAGAAGACAGAAGACUAGUAAGUAGGAACUUUUAUUCCCCAAAAUAGUGUCAAAAUAUGGUACAGAAAUCUCAUGUAUUUAUAGUUAUUGGCUGAGAGUAAAUUAUCAUUUCAGACAACCAUUAGGCACAUAGGGGGUCAUUCGUAUCCAUCCAAUGGGAAAGCUACACGUUGACAUUCUAGAAUAUUCCCCUAGCAGUGAUUGGAUGGAAUGUCUUCGGCUCUUUCUGGCCUUCUUGAGGCUUCCUAGAGUUUACUAACGAGCCGUUCUUACAAUAAACAAUUUUCUAUGUAUUAUAAUAUCAUUUGACCGGAUACCAUCAGCAACAGCCUACUGCGUGAGAGGACAAACCACCUUUCAGCUGAAGAGGAAAUUAGGAAAAGAAGUUAGAAGUGGAAAGGACACAUUGAGGAAAUCAUCAAACUGUUUCAUGAGGCAAGCUCUAACUUGGAAUCCUGAAGAGAAAUGAAGAAGAGGAAGGUCAACGAAUAUAUUGGUUUUGGAAUCAGAAGUAGACAUGAAAAGAAUGAAUAGCAAAUGGGAAAAACUGGAAAAAAUUGCCUAGGAUGGAGAAUGCUGGUAAGCGGCCUAUACUCCUCCAUGAGAAGUAACAGACUUCAUUAAGUUCUUUAGUGAUAAUACAAGUGAACUUUAUAGAGAAACUCACAAAAUUCUCUGACCUAUUUCCAAGGGAACAAUAAUUUCAUUUCUUUCAUUUACUAUAGAAUGGUUUAAUUUAAUGUGUUCAGAUUUUGUGUUUGUUUCAAGUAUUUUUUACUAUUUAAGCUUCAUUAUAUUUUUUUAUUUUGUCCCUUUAUUUCAUUUUACUUAUUUAGUAGUGAAGAUACUCAGUUACUGAAUUACAAUAAUCCGUUAAAUAAUCAAUAUGCGAUUAAAUUAUAUCAGGUAUUUAUUCAGUUAUGUAAAUUGUCGUUUACGUUCAAGAAAAUGCAAAUUUCUCUGUAUCAUUAUGCUUAUUAUAUCUUGUCUGUCAGCUAUUUGGUUAUUGAUUACAUUAUACAUGCAAGAGGAUUUACUUCAUUAUCCACCAAAUAUUAAUUUGUAUCAAAUUUAUGAAAAAGAAAAAUUACAGAUUCAUUCAAGUUUACCACCCUUAUGGAAAAUCAUUUUUCCUCUAUCUUCUAAUUAUACAGAACAAUGUCUUAUUAAACAUUAUAAGUGCAAUGGUAAUAAUAACGAUAGCAAUAAUAAUUCCUCAUUAUUUCAGUCGUCAAAAUGUCAAGCUAUUGAUAUUCUCUUAAUUAUUCGAUCACAUGUAAAUAAUUUCAAUCAACGAGAUGCUAUUCGUAAAACAUGGGGAAAUCAAGAAUGUUAUAAGAAUUUUGGUGUAUCUAUUCGUAUUCUAUUUAUUUUAGGCAAACAAGACGAUAAUAAUGAUAAUAUAUUAAAUUAUUCUAUACCAAAUGAAAGUACUCAUUAUGAUAAUAGUAUGAGUAACAUUGGGAUAUUACAAAAGCUAUACUAUGAGCAUAUAAUUCAUCAUGAUAUUAUACAAUUUGACUUUAUUGAUAAUGGUUCUAAUUUAUUGAAUAAAUGGAUUGGUAGUAUUGAUUUUAUUGUAAAAUAUUGUAUGAUUACUGAAAAAUCUUUUACCUUAUUUCUAGAUGAUAAUUCUUUUUUACAUCCAAUAAAUUUAAUACAAUUAUUACGUCGUAUUACACUUACUCAGUAUAGAAUUUAUGCAUCUGGUCAUGUAGAACGUAUCUCUUAUCCAGUACGUAUUCCGUUCUUGUCUAAAUAUAUAUCAUCAUCAAAUUAUCCAUUCAAUAUAUAUCCACCAUAUAUAAAUAGUGGAACAAUUAUAUUAAGUAUGCCUGUUGUUCAAUUAUUACGUGUUGGAUUUAACCAUGUUACAAAUAUGCCAUAUGAUGAUAUCCUAUUGGGAAUUAUACUAUUAAAAUUUGGUAUUAGUCCUAUUCAUUUAAAAAAUAUUUAUACAGAACAUAGUUUAGAUAAACAAACACUUAAACAAUUACAAUUUAUCAGUAUUCAUGGUUACAAUGAUCCUUCAAUGAUUCAUUCGUUAUGGUCAACUUUAAAUAUGAAUUACGCUUGUAAAAUAAAUAAAUAA
Molecule: messenger RNA, 4592 nt
Organism: Schistosoma rodhaini
Lineage: Eukaryota; Metazoa; Platyhelminthes; Trematoda; Strigeidida; Schistosomatidae
Source: the annotation of a GenBank genome assembly